Molecule: messenger RNA, 1644 nt
Organism: Pteronotus mesoamericanus
Lineage: Eukaryota; Metazoa; Chordata; Mammalia; Chiroptera; Mormoopidae
Gene: GLDN
Product: gliomedin
Exons: 10
Coding region: 1-1644 (547 amino acids)
Biological process (GO): signal transduction
Cellular component (GO): cell surface
Source: RefSeq, a predicted model, not a curated record
AUGGCCCGAAGCGCGGAGCGUGGCUGCGGGGGCGCGGGCUGGGGUAUGCGCGGUGCCCUGGCCGCCGUGGCCCUACUCUCGGCGCUCAAUGCUGCGGGCACGGUGUUUGCUCUUUGCCAGUGGCGCGGGCUGAGCGCGGCGCUUCGGACGCUGGAGGCGCAGCGGGCCAGGGAGCAAAGCGAGGACAGCGCCCUGCGCGCCUUCCUGGAGGAGUUGAGCCGCUCGCCGCGCUGGGCUUCUGCGCCACCGCCAGACCCCGCGGGCGUCGCUCGCAACAAGCGCAGCCAAAGCGGGGAGCCAGUGCCGCAUCUCCGCGCCGAAAGCCAAGACAUGCUGAUGAUGAUGACCUACUCCAUGGUGCCGAUCCGAGUGAUGGUGGACCUGUGCAACAGCACCAAGGGGAUCUGCCUCACAGGACCACCUGGCCCACCAGGACCUCCAGGAGUUGGUGGGUUACCAGGACAUAACGGAUCGGAUGGACAGCCUGGUCCCCAGGGCCCAAAAGGCGAAAAAGGAGCAAAUGGAAAAAGAGGGAAAAUGGGGUUACCUGGAGCCACAGGAAUGCCAGGGCAGAAGGGGGACCCUGGUGAACUCGGCUUGACCGGAAACGAGGGCCCAGCAGGGCAGAAGGGUGAAAAGGGGGACAAGGGGGACGUGUCCAAUGAUGUGCUCCCCGCAGGUGCCAAAGGUGACCCGGGCCCACCCGGCCCACCCGGGCCCCCGGGCCCUCCCGGUCCCCCAGGGUCCCCUGGAAGAAGAUCCAAAGGCCCUCGGCAGCCAAACAUGUUCAACGGCCAAUGCCCAGGUGAGACGUGUGCUGUCCCCAAUGAUGAUACCUUGGUUGGCAAAGCUGAUGAGAAAGUCAGUGAGCACCAUUCCCCACAAGCGGAAUCCAUGAUCACUUCCAUUGGAAACGCAACACAAGUACUAAAAGUCACCGAGACAUUUGGGACUUGGAUAAGAGAGUCUGCGAACAAGAGCGAUGAGCGGAUCUGGGUGACUGAACACUUUUCAGGCAUCAGGGUGAAGGAGUUCAAAGACCAGCCCUCCCUGCUGAACGGCAGUUUCUCGCUCAUCCAUCUCCCGUAUUACUUCCACGGCUGUGGGCACGCCGUUUACAAUAAUGCUCUCUACUACCACAAAGGAGGCUCCAACACCAUAGUGAGAUUUGAAUUUGGCAAAGAAACAUCCCAAACCCUGAAGCUUGAACAUGCCUUGUAUUUUGAUCGAAAAUACCUCUUUGCCAAUUCCAAGACGUACUUCAAUUUAGCUGUAGAUGAGAAGGGCCUUUGGAUUAUCUAUGCCUCCAGUGUGGACGGCUCAAGCAUUCUCGUAGCCCAGCUGGACGAGAGGACAUUCUCUGUGGUGCAGCACAUCAACACCACGUACCCUAAAUCCAAGGCCGGCAACGCCUUCAUUGCCCGAGGGAUCCUCUACGUCACAGACACCAAAGAUAUGAGGAUAACAUUUGCCUUUGAUUUGUUAGGAGGGAAACAGAUCAACGCAAGCUUUGAUUUAAGAACUACUCAGUCUGUUCUUGCCAUGCUAUCGUACAAUAGGAGAGACCAGCAUUUAUAUUCGUGGGAAGAUGGUCAUUUAAUGCUCUACUCUGUGCGGUUUUUAUCAGCCACGUUAAACCAGUGA